This is a messenger RNA of Oppia nitens, 620 nucleotides long. Its product is annotated as vascular endothelial growth factor A-like. Gene Ontology annotation, biological process: positive regulation of cell population proliferation; positive regulation of protein autophosphorylation. Gene Ontology annotation, molecular function: growth factor receptor binding; growth factor activity. Gene Ontology annotation, cellular component: membrane. The transcript is spliced from 2 exons. NCBI's taxonomy places the organism in Eukaryota, Metazoa, Arthropoda, Arachnida, Sarcoptiformes, Oppiidae. Bases 11 to 607 code for a protein of 198 amino acids. The record is from RefSeq and is a predicted model, not a curated record.
AUUAAUCCGUAUGAGUCAUGUGACACAUGUCACUGAUUUGUUGGAUGAGCUCGGCUUCGGUAUAAGUGGUCGACUAACGGGUCAAACUAUUGGUCAACAGGCCUCGUGUGCACCCGAACUCAAAUCCAUUGAAUUGGAUGACACGUUUGGUCAACAAAAUGAUAUAUUUUUUCCAAAGUGUGUUCGUAUUCAACGGUGUGGUGGCUGUUGCGGACCAUCCCGUCUCCUAAAGUGCGUUCCGACCAAAAAGUCAUAUAAAAACAUCAGAAGAGCUCACAUACGCUACAAAAGAUCACUCGAUGGAAGAGCUGUUCCUGAACUCAAUCAACACACCGUCAAAGUGGAAGUACAUGAAGAAUGUCGGUGCGAAUGUCUCGUUCAACAAAGUCAUUGCAAUCCAUUUGUUCACAAAUAUAGACCCGAUCUGUGCAAAUGUCAAUGUCUUCAUUUAAAAGAUCAGUUGGAGUGUAAGCUUUAUAGUGAUUAUAAGGUAUGGGAUCCCAUAGACUGCCGGUGCAAAUGCAUUCAUACAAAGCUGUGCUCCACUGGACUCUAUUUUGAUGACCAAACCUGCGGUUGCAUUGAAGCGGAAUAUAAACAUCAAUAAACCUGUGGCUGAA